GUCAACUAGCAUUUUCAAGUACUUAGCAUACUAAAACUCUGGGGAUACAGAGAAAGGCAAAAACUAGUCUCUGCUCUUUAGGACUCUAGUGUUAUAAAGGGGGUGGGAGGUGCGAAUGAAAACAACAUCCAAAGAGUCCUGCAAGCUAUAUAUGGGAUAAACGGGAGAUAAUCAAGGGAGAGGAAAGGCACUAGCGUUAAGAGGGAUCGGGAAAGACUUCCUAGAGAAGGUGGGAUUUUAUCUGGGACUUAAACCAAGGAAGGAAGGAGUUCGAAUAUUUUAGGCAUUGGGGACAGCCAAUGAAAAUCCCCGAGUCAGGAGAUGGAGUGUAUUGUGGGAGGAACGGCGGGGCAGUCUGCCUUUCUGGCCAGCCGAGCACGUAAAGGGGAGUAAGGUGUCAGAAAACUGGCAAGAUAAGUGGGCUCUGCCUCCUUUCCCUUUUUAUUCUUCCUUUGUUCUCUUCUGGUGAUCUCUAGCCAGGAGCAGUUUCACAGUUGAUCCAAUAUGUGGGAGCCCUCCUGGAAGGCUUUGGAAAAUUUUCCACUUCUGCUCUAUAUUUUGAUUGCAAAAUCUAUUAUUCUUUGCUUGGCAUUUGCUGGAGCCAAAAUGUGGCAAAGGAAAAGACUGGAAGCACAAAUGCAAAAAAAAUUGGAGGCCACACAGAAAAAGACCAUUGAGAAGAAAGAAGAUUGAUGUGUCUCAAAGAGGUUUUACCAAUUGUCUGAUGAAUUGGAUAGACUCCAGUUCUAGGAGUUUGGUGUGUCAAGGGAUUAUAUCUUCAUCUGUAACUUUAACUUAAAACAAUGUAUAAGUUGGCAUAUGCUUUAUUAGGAACUGGUAUCUAAUUUACAUAUUAAAAUGGUUUUCUCAA
Antechinus flavipes (yellow-footed antechinus) is the source of this 871-nucleotide messenger RNA. RefSeq names its product small integral membrane protein 11 (gene SMIM11). The transcript is spliced from 4 exons. NCBI's taxonomy places the organism in Eukaryota, Metazoa, Chordata, Mammalia, Dasyuromorphia, Dasyuridae. Bases 505 to 693 code for a protein of 62 amino acids. The record is from RefSeq and is a predicted model, not a curated record.